Molecule: messenger RNA, 2448 nt
Organism: Penicillium digitatum Pd1
Lineage: Eukaryota; Fungi; Ascomycota; Eurotiomycetes; Eurotiales; Aspergillaceae
Source: RefSeq, a predicted model, not a curated record
AUGCGUUUGCUGCACCACCCCAGCCUCCACCUUUCUUUUUCCAAAGAUUCUGCAGCCUAUAUUGAUAGCACGCUGGACGACAUUUACGUCCGCUGCUCGCUUCUUCCUUCUAUUUUCAAACCGUUCAUCCGUGCAACCGAAAAGCUGGAGCUGCCAUCGAUCUCGCAGGUCCAUACCCGCGGUCCUGCCGACAUUCCCUGGUACAAUCAUCACGCCGCCGAACGACCGUUAUUGCCCGGCGACAAACUCCCGGCUCUCAGCCUGCCGACAGCCCCUCAGGGCUUCUCCCGGACCGCCUACCACGAUCCAUCCGGGAGCAACUCUACCAACUCCAGCGCUCGGACGAGUCUGUCUGGUGCCUCUGUGCCUGUCAACGAGCCUAGGAGUCCCCCGUCCUCUGCGGACUUGCCUGGGACCCAGGCCCGGCUUUCGUUAGAUUCUUCCGCUCCAAGUGAAUACAGUAUCCCGCCCUCAGUCAACGAAGGGUAUUAUCCGAGUCCAACCUCUCUCGGCAGCAUGAAUCAGACCCAGCCGUAUAUGGAUGUCCACUCGCACAUGUCUUCUGCGCAGUCAUACCCCCCUCAAGGCGCUACCGCAGGUGCAAUGUCCCACUACCAGUACCCCGGGCAACCACCUGUGAUGCAGCCCGCAUCUUCUUACACCCCGGCUGGUUAUCCGCAGUAUGGAUACGCCCCUGGCAUUACUUCACCCGCAACAGGACAUCCACCAAGCUCAAUGGGUGGCCAAAUGCCGGCUCAGUUGCUGCCGUUGCCUGGUAAGAUCCAUAGCCAGAAUGUGAUCGAUGAUUAUUCUGAUCGUUAUCAAGUAAGCAACCACGCCGUGGCCCCUCCGAGUGGGUAUGGGAACAAUACCGGUGCUCCGCUACAAGGGUUCGUCUUUGACGGUACCGGUCAGGUCGCUCCUCCGGGAGCGAAACCACGAGUGACAGCCACAUUGUGGGAAGACGAGGGGAGCCUUUGUUACCAGGUGGAAGCGAAGGGAGUGUGUGUAGCUCGGCGAGAGGACAACCACAUGAUCAAUGGUACAAAGCUGCUAAAUGUAGCUGGUAUGACCCGCGGCCGACGUGAUGGAAUUCUCAAAAGUGAAAAGCUCCGCCAUGUUGUGAAAAUUGGACCGAUGCACUUAAAAGGUGUCUGGAUCCCAUUUGAGCGGGCUCUUGAAUUUGCCAACAAGGAGAAGAUCACCGACCUCUUGUACCCACUCUUUGUGCAUAAUAUCGGUGGUCUUCUAUACCACCCGGCCAACCAGACACGGACAAACAUUAUUGUGCAAGAGUCCCAGGAGCGACGUCUGGAAGGCCGUCCCUCCGGUCCCCAGCGCACACCAUCUGGCUCUCAGCAACCUCCGAUUCAUCAUCACCAUCCCUCUCUUCAGACGCCCAUGUCCUCUCACGUGUCACAGGGUUCAAUAAGCGGCCAGCCUGGCUCCAGACCAGGCCUCGAGCGCGCCAAUACAUUUCCUACACCACCAGCCAGCGCAUCCAGCCUUGUGGGCACCAUCCAUCUAGGCAGUACAUAUGAAUGGGGCGUACCAGUGCCCCACACACAGCCCUUGUCCAUCGACACAACACUGAGUAAUCAGCGGUCAAUGCCAACCACCCCCGCAACCACCCCGCCGGGUAACAACAUGCACGGCUUGCCAGCCUACCCAAGCCACGGCUAUGACAGCACCAAGCCCUAUUAUUCCGCGGCACCGCAAACGCACGCCCAGUACGUGCCACACACCCCUUUGACGAGCUCGGGGAUCACCAGCUACGGCCAAGCCCUGCCCGGUGGAUACAUGAAAAACGACAUGGCGCCACCAAACCCACGCCCCGGCGCCGCGGAGCCCGAGUCCUCCGAGCGCGACCCAAACCGCUACAGCCAGAGCAGUGGGCCUGGCGAGACCGUCCCCGAGCACGAGCAGGAGUACAUGCCCGACCAUAACACCGGCUACAACUCUAACCGCGGCUCCUACACCUUUAGCACAAACCCCUCCGUUAGCUCUUUGACCGGCGAGCAUUCUCAGCUCACCCCGGAAAUGACAAGCUCUCCCAGCCAGCAAAACGGCUCCGGUCGCAUGACUCCUCGCACGGGCUCCGGUCCCCCGCACUGGGCUUCGGGGUAUAAUACCCCUCCUCGUCCCGCCGCCGCCGCUACCCUGUACAACGCUGUCAGCGAUACACGCGGUACACCGGCAACCGGAGCUUCGGACCCAUACUCCAUGGCCUCGACCACGCCCCCUGUCUAUACGACUGGAAAUGGCUUGUUGAGUGCGGGCAGCAAGCGCAUGCGUGAUGACGACGAUAUCCGCCCCGAGAGUACCGUGGAGUACGAGACGUCAAAGCGUCGUAAGACAAUCACCGAUGCUACCCUCGGUGGUCCGGUCGGUGGCCCGCCUAUUCUUCAGCCGAUGAAGCCUAGCGUGGUCGUAGCUCGCCAUCGGUGA